AUGGAUGAACAAGAAACAACACAGGAGCAGAUUAAGAUCUCCAUUUACACUCCAUUAAUAUAUGUCGGGGUGUUGUUGACAUGUUUCAUUGCGUUUUCGAUUAUUUAUAGACGUAAGAAGUUGAACAAAUUGACUAAAGUGGAACCAAUAUUUUCAGAAAAUCAUACAUUAAACCUAUAUUUAUUUUUAAAACAACAGUAUAAUAACCCUGAAGCUACUGCGGAAACAAAGCCACAUACUAAAGUUAUGAAAGCUGCAUUGUUGAGAAGAGGAGUGGAAGCUAUUAGAAGAUCAUUGAAAUUAAAAGAAAACGAACCAAUUUUUAACAAAUUGUAUCAAGAUGGUUUAAUUGGGGAUGAUGUAUUUAAGAACUUUCAAAUACAAGCCAAAUUUCAAGAAAUAGAAUUGAAGGAAAUCGUGCAAGAAUGUGAAACGUAUAAAAAGGGUUGGGUUCAGCAAUUUUUCCCUGUUGCUCAAGAAAUUUGCUUCAACGAAGCCUUAAGAAGAAGGUUAAAUUCCAUGGAUGAAAGAUCAAAGAGCUUGUCUGACAUGUGGCAGUAUUACGUAGAAAAGUCCGAGUCCAAUGUUGCAGAAGCAGUAGAUGAAAAAUCAAGUGCUACCAAGACUGCUAAAGAAAAAAACAAAUCUGCUUCUCAAUCUGGCGCUAAUACACCUGAAAAGGUGCUUUCAGACUCCGAUGCUGAAGCUGUAAGUGAAUCCCAAAACGAUGGUGAUAAUAAAACUUCCGAGAAUAAAAAGAAAAAGUCCGGCAAAGGAAAGAAGACAUGA
Molecule: messenger RNA, 789 nt
Organism: Debaryomyces fabryi
Lineage: Eukaryota; Fungi; Ascomycota; Pichiomycetes; Serinales; Debaryomycetaceae
Product: Sec63 complex subunit
Exons: 1
Coding region: 1-789 (262 amino acids)
Biological process (GO): post-translational protein targeting to membrane, translocation
Cellular component (GO): Sec62/Sec63 complex
Source: RefSeq, a predicted model, not a curated record